CACAAUAAUACAUUCAUGGACUUUUAAAGAGGGUGAACAAGCAACUGAGAGCAAUGCGCUAUUUUAUUUUGAUUAAGUGUUUGUUAAUUUAAGGCUUGUGCUCCGGAACCUUUGUUCGGUGGUUUGUGGCUUCACUACGACAUAUGUCGUUGAUGGACUAUACACAAACCAACGUGUGUGACCCGACAACUGUCUCAGGAUAAAUGUAAUUAUUAGUCGACGACAUUGCUUAAUUACCCUUCUAUAUUGAAUAUUGGUGUUUGUGUAACUUACGAAAUAGUAAGAUAUUAACGCAUGAAACAGACAGGUUUCCUCGGAGCAACGUUAGCUAACGUGCUGCUCACUGUGGGUGCACGAGACUAGCACAACACAUGACAUCCAAGUGAGCACCCUCAUGCUGAUCGGAAAGGCCUGGAGAUUCGGUGGACGCGUCAGGUCUUGUGUCGUCAAACCUCUGGCCUGUCUCUUUACCGCUUCCGGCAACAUGGCCAAGAGCAAGUUUGAUUACGUCCGCAACUUUGAAACGGAUGACACUUGUCUCCGAAACUGCUACAUUGUUGUGAGACUGGAUGGGCGCAACUUCCACAAGUUCGCAGAGCAGCACACGUUUAUAAAGCCCAAUGACAACAGGGCUUUGGGCCUGAUGACCCGGAGUGCACGCUCCGUCAUGGAAGAAUUAGAGGAUAUCGUUAUUGCUUAUGGUCAAAGUGAUGAGUUCAGCUUUGUUUUCAAGAGGACCUCUACUUGGUUUAAGAGGAGAGCCAGUAAGCUCAUGACUCAUGUGGCCUCCCAGUUCUCCUCCUCAUAUGUGUUUUACUGGAAGGAGUUUUUUGGGGAGCAGCCCCUCUUGUACCCCCCAGGCUUUGAUGGGCGUGUGGUCCUGUAUCCCAGCAACCGCAACCUCAGAGACUACCUCAGCUGGAGGCAAGCAGAUUGUCACAUAAAUAAUAUGUACAACACAGUGUUUUGGACUUUAGUUCAAAAUGGAGGACUCACCACAACCCAGGCAGAGGAUCGCUUAAAAGGAACAUUGGCUGCAGACAAAAACGAGAUCCUGUUCUCUGAGUUUAAUAUCAACUACAACACUGAGUCUGCCAUCCACAGGAAAGGCACCACUCUCAUCUGGGAAAAGCGGGAUGAAACUGCCACCAAGCGCACAAAGCUACCAAACGGGGAAGAGACGGACGUGGCCGUGACUCGCAGCCGGAGGAGGGUGCACGCCCACCACUGCGACAUCAUAGGGGAGCCAUUCUGGGCGGAGCAUCCAGACAUCCUGGAGGAAGACAACUGCUGACGGCUCCUGAGCUGCUGCAGAGGAAAACGUACUGAACUGAGUGGAGCCAUACAAGCAGUGGACAUAUGAUAGAGCAGCUCGAUGUUGACUGAUGGAGAUGAACAACGGUGUCAAACAGCAUGCUACCCGUGAAGCUUAGUGCUCCAUGAAUCAGUCGUAGGAGUGUUUUCUGAGACUGAAGCCUUUGAUUGACAGCCGGAACAUAUGCCUACAUUUACAUAUUAAACUUCAAUCAUAAUGUUCCCUUAACGUAGGAUGUCUUUUGCUUAAAUUGAUGAUGAUGCCUGUCGAGCUCAAAGGGAAGCGAGAUGAUUUCAUAAUCUUUUAGCAGCGGGUGUUGAGGACGUACACAGCCGGCUGAUUCUGCCCCGGACAUCUUCCCACUCCUAGUCGAGUGAAUGCUCUACUCGGGUUGCUUUUUUCAAAAAUAUAUCCUCAUUUGAUACCAUGAAUAACAUUUAAAUACUACCAUCA
This is a messenger RNA of Cyclopterus lumpus (lumpfish), 1768 nucleotides long. It is a transcript of the gene thg1l, whose product is annotated as tRNA-histidine guanylyltransferase 1-like. The transcript is spliced from 7 exons. Gene Ontology annotation, biological process: tRNA modification. Lineage: Eukaryota; Metazoa; Chordata; Actinopteri; Perciformes; Cyclopteridae. The coding region runs from base 395 to 1294 and encodes 299 amino acids. The record is from RefSeq and is a predicted model, not a curated record. Gene Ontology annotation, molecular function: magnesium ion binding; tRNA guanylyltransferase activity.